Labeo rohita (rohu) is the source of this 1183-nucleotide messenger RNA. RefSeq names its product COMM domain containing 6 (gene commd6). Lineage: Eukaryota; Metazoa; Chordata; Actinopteri; Cypriniformes; Cyprinidae. The transcript is spliced from 7 exons. The record is from RefSeq and is a predicted model, not a curated record. Gene Ontology annotation, molecular function: NF-kappaB binding. Bases 161 to 760 code for a protein of 199 amino acids.
UACGAUUUAUCACUUCCGGUCUGGAACUGCUUUUACAGAAGUAGAUAUUGUAAACAUUAUUAAUCGAUGUUAUAAAACAGACUCGCAUUUAAAAACUCGUUUUUAGCAUAUGGUGGUGAAUGCAGUUGCUUUAUGGUAAAUAUUGCGAUAGUUGUCGAAGAUGUUAGGGCUGGAUCUGUCAACUGGUGUGGAUGGUGUGGUCGAAAAAAUUGAACAACUCCCUACAGAUUUGUUUGCAGAAACACUUCACUCAAUCCUGGUUCAUCAAAAGGAUCAGAACAGAGCAGUAGAUUUGAUUGAAACAUGUGAUACAUUUCAAAGAGCUGGGAUAAACCUUGAUCAGAAUACUGUUCAAGAUAUUAUAAGACUGAUGUCCCACUAUUUUAGGUUAGCUGCAAAAAGCAAUCUUAGUUCAGAUGUCUUGGUCAGUAAAUUGACUGAAUGCAGCAGUAAAUGGUCCAAACCAACCCUACAGUCGGUGCACAAGCUUUGGACUGAGCAUGGUGCUCUUCUACAUGCACAUCAGGAGCUCCUUACAAUGGCCAGUAUUGGACAGCUUGUAGAUAUUCAGUGGAAGCUUGGAAUGGCAGUGAGCUCAGAUACCUGCCGAUCCCUCAACUCCCCAUUCAUCUCUGUUCUGAUGAAAAUUGCGGACACAUCAGGGGAGAUGUCAUAUAAAUCCUUUGAGAUGACAGUUCAGCAGUUUCAGAACUUCUACAGGCAGUUCAAGGAAAUGGCCUCUGUUUUAGAGACUGUUUAAUAUUUGUCUGAGUGUGGUUUUUACAGAAGUGAUUGUGAACCAUUUUGUCUAUGACCAAAUAAUUACAUUUAAGUACAGUAUUAAUAGUUUAACAAUGUAAAUUUGUUGAAUUUCGCACUGAACCUUUAUUUUUUGUUCUACUGUUACAGUAGCUACAAGGUUAAAGUUCUUGUUUUAUCAUAAUAAACAAUGAUAUUAUGUAAGAAAAUGUUCGAUUUUUCCCUCUGUGGAUCAUCAUAAAUUUCCAUUUGUCAUUAUUAUUGAUCUUUAUAACGGUCUUUAGUGCCUUUAGGAAACAUUAAUUUUGUUCCUGUUACAUCUCUAAUUGUUUUUCCACUUUUAAAUUACAAAUUACAUGUAUGAGAUGCUCAUGAACAUGAAUUUGUUUUAUUUUUUUCAUUAAUAAAAAAAUAUUGACUUUGA